AUGGAUGGCACAGAUAUACUGAUGGGCUCUUCAGGAAAUCUUAGGGACCCUCCAAGCACGCGUGUUCUGUCAACACAGCUGCUCAUUGCGUGUACGCUUGGUUUCACGGCUGUCGCCGUGUUUAGUAUACUGAGGACAAGAUUUCCACACAUUUUCAUCGCAAGACUGCAUUAUCUAAAGAAAAUCAAUGAUAGCAAGAAGUCAUCCAGCGAUUCAGGUAACGUUUCAGCUACUCGUUCAUCAGUAUUUACAAGGUCUUUUCUUAAUAUAUCCGAGAAGUCGCUCUUUAAUACGUUUAGAACCUUACACAGAAUAACAGAUGAGGAAAUAAUAGAUUUUGCUGGUUUAGAUGCAUAUGUGUUUCUUGAUUUUUUCAAAAUGGCAAUUCAAAUAGUAUCAGUUUGUUGGAUAUCUGCUUUUAUUAUCAUCUCACCAAUUCGAUAUCACUUCACGGGAAAGUUCGAUGAAGGUGAUGAGAACCUUUUCACAUACUCGGAUAUUUACCGUAAUGGUGUUACUAGAAAGAAUAAUAGCGAUGGCGAAGAUACCUUGAAGCCUCAUUAUUACAUCUAUUUACUUACUUAUGUGAUAUUCACCUAUUUCUUUACUUUAGUUACAUGCCAUUUCCUUGUUAAGCACUCAGUGAAAAUUAUCAAAAUAAGACAAACAAUAUUAGGGAAACAGAAUUCGAUUACGGAUAGAACUAUCAGGUUAUCCGGAAUUCCUCCCGAGCUUCGUACAGAGAAAGCUUUACGGGAGACAAUUGAAAAUUUGAAUAUUGGGAAAGUUGAAAAAAUUGUAAUAUGUAAAGAGUGGAAAAAACUUGACAAUUUAUUCAAGAUAAGAUCAAAGAUAGUGAAGAAACUGGAAUUUUAUUGGGCUAAUUACAUGGAAAUUGGAAACUCGGUGAAUGUAUCAGAUCCUUAUAGUGACAUCAUUGGAUUAUCUGGGCAAGAUAGUCGUACUGACACGACCGAGAAUAAUCUUGAUAAUAGGGAUAAUAACGACAAUAAUAACCAGUGCACUGUCCAGAGUGUGCCUCCUUCCGUCUAUUUUGAUGAUCUUGAAGGUGGCUCCCCAAUGAAUUCCCAGGUCACUUUGGAAAGUAGAAACAGCCUUAUUUCAACGAUUUCUGUAAGGGCAAGACCCACUAUAAGACAAGGCUUCUGGGGGUUGUUUGGAAAAAAAAAAGAUGCUUUAGACUAUUAUACAAAUCAACUGGAUGUUAUAAAUGAAGAGAUAAGAAAAGCCAGAAAUGAACAUUAUCCUGCAACACCGACCGCUUUUCUAACAAUGGAUUCCGUAGCGACUGCCCAAACUUUGGCACAAGCAGUGCUUGAUCCAAGGAUUGGUUAUUUAAUAGCUAGUCCAGCACCAGCUCCUGCAGACAUAAUGUGGGAAAAUGCAACGUUACCGAGUCACUCAAGAAAACUGAAAAUAUACUACAUUACAAUAAUCACAGGAAUAUUAGGUGUGGCUUUUAUAUUUCCUGUUGGUUAUCUUGCCACGCUUUUGAAUUAUAAAUCCAUAAAGAAGUUUUGGCCUACUCUAGCAAAUUUUCUAUUGCAUCACGAAUGGGCAUUGAAGUUUGUCACUGAAUUGUUACCAGUUUACUUAUAUACCCUCUUGAAUGCAAUAAUACCUUUCUUAUACGUCUGGUUAUCUUCAAAGCAAGGGUUCAUAUCUCACGGAGAGGAGGAGUUAUCUGUUGUUUCAAAAAACUUCUUUUAUGUUUUUGUCAAUCUUUUCCUUGUUUUCACAAUGGCAGGAACCGCUUCCAACUAUUGGGGGUAUUUGUCCGACUCUAAGCAAAUAGCAUUGCAAUUAGCCCAGUCUCUACAUGAUUUAGCUUCCUUCUAUGUUGAUACGAUAGUACUUCAAGGUAUCGGUUUGAUGCCAUUCAAACUUUUACCAAUGGGUAGAAUAUUUCAGUUUUUGUUUUUUUGGGUGUCUCAUUCAACGAGGGGGAAAGCAGAAUUUAUGUUCGGUCUUGGUGUGCCGACAGCUAGGGAAAUAACGACAUUGUAUCAACCUCCGACAUUUAAUUUUGGCUUACAAUUACCGCAUCCAUUAUUGGUGUUGGUUAUUACGCUAAUCUAUUCAGUUAUUUCAACUAAGAUAUUGAGUGCAGGUUUGGUUUAUUUCAUUAUCGGUUACUAUGUCUUCAAAUUUUUGUUAAUUUAUACAUACAUCCAUCCACAACACUCAACGGGAAAGGUGAUGCCAAUUAUCUUUCGCAGAGUUAUCCUGGGGUUAUUGUUAUUUCAGCUAACUGUUGCUGGUUCUUUAGUGUUGGAGAAGUCAUGGAUUUUAGCUGCUUGUCUCACCCCACUACCUUUGUUUACUUUGAUGGUUCUCUGGUAUUUUCAAGAAAAAUUAAAACCGUUGAGUGUUUUCAUUGCCUUAAGGGCAAUUAAAAUCAAUGAAAGUAAACCUAGCUAUUCCGAUGAUAUUCCAUUAACCACAUCUUCCAAUCCAAACCUAUCGGGUACCAUUCUCUCAUCAAACCAAAGAAGGAAAAAAACUCAUAAUAAUAGAACAUCCACUGACUUUGAACCAACUGGACUUAGCGAUACUGGUGAUCUUGAUACUUCCAAAAUUUGGAGUGAUGCGAUUUUUGAUGAUUCCACUGAUUCACAGCAAAAUGCAGCAUUCCAUUCUUGCGAUCCAAACACUGAUUCCAGUUCAAGAAUUAUUAAUAACCUAAAAACAGGUGCCACAAUUGAUGAGAGAAGAGAAUUGUUCCAAGAUUAUGAUUAUCCGUAUCUUGUUGACCAUUUGGAAGGUCCUUGGAUAGGUAUAAAAAAGUCGGACACAAACACAAACGAUUCUUACAGUGAUAAUUGGAUCCUAGUAUGGACUAGUGAUGGGAUUAUCCGCAAAAAAAUAAAAGAAGAAACUAGUCGAACUAUUGUAUAA
Pichia kudriavzevii is the source of this 2919-nucleotide messenger RNA. RefSeq lists its product as uncharacterized. Bases 1 to 2919 code for a protein of 972 amino acids. Gene Ontology annotation, cellular component: plasma membrane. The transcript has a single exon. Gene Ontology annotation, molecular function: calcium-activated cation channel activity. The record is from RefSeq and is a predicted model, not a curated record. Lineage: Eukaryota; Fungi; Ascomycota; Pichiomycetes; Pichiales; Pichiaceae.